AUGUCGCGAGUGCUGCUGAUAACGGCCAACCUGGGCUCGCUGUUCGAUGAUCUCGACCGGUUGAGCGAUUUGUGGGUUGAGUACAUGCUGAAAGUGAGUACGAAAACAGGUUUAAUGAUAUAUUCAGACGGUUCACAGUCAUGAUCCCGAGUUUGUGGCGCUACAUUUACAAGAAACGGGUGGGAAGCGGUUCGAGGAGAACAGCGACAAAGUGGUACCGUUGAUUUGGCGGCUGCAUGAAGGCUUGAAGGAGUUUGGGCAUUGCUACGCGUUUUUGGACAUUGAUUUUAAUGACUCGGAACAGUUUACAGUGAGUUGUUUUGCUUAAAGAAUAUGGUAAUUGUCUAGCAUUACUUCCUAGGAAAAAGGGGCGGCUUUUUAAAAAAUUUCAAUUUGAUUUUUUUGUUUAAAAAAUUUAAAAUGUUGAUCAAUUUAACUAUUUUCAGGCACUAGGUUCAGUAUUUUUCAUAAGAAGCACUAUUAGCGAUAGAACAAAGUUGUACAACUUCAAAUCAAGCUCAUUUCAACCACUAGAUCAACCUGGUUUAUAUGUAGAACCUAAGAUAAAUAGUACGAAAAGGAUACGAAAAGAAAAAUUUUCGCGAGAUUUUUGGCCUGGGGUACGAUGGGGACGCAAAGGAUACCUACAUGCACGAUGGUUAGUUGGAAAACAGUAAGUUUUACUAUUAGUAACAUGAUCAUAGGAAGCAAAACGAAGACUAUUAGGUAUAUUUACGUUGUAAGAUUAAAUUGUCAGUUUGUUUAAGACAGUAUUAUACUCAUUGUUUUGAUUUAAAGAUAACUUUUGCCAUUUCAGAGUAUUAGAUUUGAUAAAUUUGCAUUUAUUCCACGACGAAUCUAACCUGGCUUUCCACGAAAACCCUUAUCAGUAUAGUCAGAACAGAAGGAAAGCCAUGAAUUAUCUGCUUCAAAAAUACGAGAAGUUUACGACAACUGUAGACAAUAAUGUAACAUCAAACCUAUUUUUGUUUGGAGACUUUAACUUUAGGUUAAAUGCCAUUUCUUUUCUUUCGGUAAGUUUUUAAGACGUUUUUUGAUUAAAGUUGUGAGACAAAUAUUAUUUUACCUUUUUAAUGAAUUUUUGAAUUAAAAAGUAAUCUCUGUUUCUUAUGGUUGAUGUUAGUAAAUAAAGUAAAGUAAAUUUUUACAGAAGUUAACAAAGCACACAAACCAGCAUAACACAGAAACGGUCAGCGAUUCAGAAUCACCCAAAAACUCGAGCGAUGACAGUGAACCGACGCCAGUAUUGAAUGGGCAUGACUUUAAACGCCAGCUCUCGGCCAUCGAGUAUAGGAGUAAAAAUGAAAAGUAAGGAACAUUAUUGAUUGUUAUAUAACUGAGGCAGGGUAAGUGUGGGGUAUUUUUGUUUUAUGUAAAAUAUUUUUGUUUAAUGUAAAAUACGGUAAUAUGAAUUUGCAUUGCUAAAAAGAUUUUAAAAAAAUUUUAGCUGCGUUUUACGAAUUGAAAAGAAGAAAUUUGAAUAUGAAAACAGUCGGAGUUUGAUAUCAAAUUGGCGAGAAUACAAAGAAGAUGAUCAGGAAACCAAGGACUUGUCGCUUAUUGAACCACCGGUCGAGUUUCCUCCGACGUGAGUUAUGGUUGUAAACAGGGCAGGGACUUUUGGUCUGAAAAUGUUUGUCCACGCCCCCCCUCCCCUCAGAGCCCGGCUCUGGUUGUAAAACACGUUUUUCUUAUGAUUAAGCUUAUUGUGCACCUAAGACUGAAAAUUUUCGGUUUUUUCUGAACUAAUGAAAUAACCAAACACUUUCAGAUCUAUAUUUUGUUUUAAAACUUAAAAUUAUUAAAUUAACUUUUAAGCCUAAGCCUAUACUAAUUUAUUUCAGUUAUCCAUGGAGCGAAGAUCCGUUCAAGCACGACUCGUUGACCAACACGCGGAUGCCGGCUUGGUGCGACCGCGUUUUAAUGAAUAAUAAAGCGUGGACGGUGGUGCAGCACACCAAUUACACAUACACAUCGAUUGGGAUGGACAUAUGCAUGGGCGAUCACAAACCGGUCGUAUUGGCAUUCACGCUGCCUCAAUGA
This is a messenger RNA of Bursaphelenchus okinawaensis, 2064 nucleotides long. The record is from the annotation of a GenBank genome assembly. Lineage: Eukaryota; Metazoa; Nematoda; Chromadorea; Rhabditida; Aphelenchoididae.